UAAACCAGGACAUACACGUUUCUUUAAAUCAGAAGAAACGUACAUCAAAGUGUUUAAUGGUAACAUUGGUAGUAUCUAGUUGCCUCUAUAUGGGAAUUUAGGUAGUGAGAAACACACGACAGGAACAACAAACGUGUUGGGAGCCUGUGGUAAACUACAGUAAUACUGAAGCUCCAUGAAAACAGAAUGAAUCAUGGAGGACCAGGAAACAUUCAUUAAAGGAGAUAUUUCUACAGGAUGCAGGCAGAGAUCAGACUCAUUGGAGUUAACCUGUGUAUCCAUGAAGAGUGAUUGGUCUAUGGAUGGGCCAUUAGAAUUUAAGGAAAGACACAAAUCAACUGAUCUGAGAACAAUCCACAUAGAUAAAUCCAACUCCUCAGAGUCCAGCUGUGUGUCCAUGAAGGGUAACAGAUAUUUGGGCAGUCCAGGAAGAUUUAAAGGAAGUGACACAUCAACUGAUCUGCGUCAUUACUCUCAACUGAUCAAAUCAAAUCUGCUGAAAAAGUUUCGGUGUCUGUAUGAAGGAACAGCGACGCAGAGAAACCCAACACUCCUGAAUGAGAUCUACACAGAGCUCUACAUCACAGAGAGUGAAAGAAGAAAGACAAGUAAUGAGCACGAGGUGAGACAGAUUGAGAAACAGUCCAGGAGAGCAGCAACAGAGGACACACCAAUCAAAUGCAAUGACAUCUUUAGGCCUUUACCUGGACAAGAAAAAACCAUCAGAACUGUGCUGACAAAGGGAGUCGCUGGCAUUGGAAAAACAGUCUCUGUGCAGAAGUUGAUCCUGGACUGGGCUGAAGGGAAAGAGAAUCAGGACGUCCAGCUCAUAUUUCCACUUCCUUUCAGAGAAAUCAACUUGAUGAAGGACAAAACACUCAGUCUUUCAGAUCUUCUUCAUGUAUUUUACCCUGACACCAAAGAUAUGGAAAUAUCUAGUGAUGAAUAUAAAGUGUUGUUCAUCUUUGAUGGUCUGGAUGAGUGUCGUCUGUCUCUGGACUUUAAGAGUAAAGUGAAACUGUGUAAUAUAUCUGAAUCAGCUUCAGUGGAUGUGCUGCUGAUGAACCUCAUUUUGGGGAAUCUGUUUCCCUCUGCACUCAUCUGGAUCACCUCCAGACCAGCAGCAGCUGAUCUCAUCCCCUCUGAGUGUGUCCAUCGAGUGACAGAGGUACGAGGCUUCAAUGAUCCACAGAAGGAGGAAUACUUCAGGAAGAGAAUCAGUGAUCAGAGUCUGGCCAAUACAAUCAUCUCACACCUGGAGUCUUCAAGGAGCCUCUACAUCAUGUGCCACAUCCCAGUGUUCUGCUGGAUCUCAGCCGCUGUUCUGGAGAAGAUGUUGAGUGAAGCAGAGAGUGGAGAGAUUCCCAAGACUCUCACUCAAAUGUACACACACUUCCUGAUCCUUCAGACCAACAUCAAACAUGAGAAGGACUAUGAGAAUACAGUCAAAGAUGAAGAUAUGAUCCUCAAACUGGGGAAACUGGCUUUUCAGCAGCUUGUGAAAGGCAACCUGAUCUUUUAUGCGGAAGACCUGAGAGAGUGUGGCAUUGAAGAGAAAGAAGCAGCAGUGUACUCAGGAUUGUGCACUCAGAUCUUCAGAGAGGAGUUUGGCUUGAACCAGGGGAAAGUCUUCUGUUUUGUCCAUUUGAGCAUCCAGGAACAUCUAGCGGCUCUAUAUGCACAUCUGUCCCUUAUGAAAAAUAACAGAAAUGUGUUUAUUACUCUGUCUUCUUGUCCUUUGAAGCAUUUGAAGAAUGCUUUAAAUGUUUCACUAUCUAAGCUGCAUCAGAGAGCUGUGGAAAAGGCCUUGAAGAGUAAAAAUGGACAUCUGGACCUUUUUUUGCGUUUUCUUCUGGGUCUCUCAUUGGAGUCCAAUCAGUCUCUCUUAAGAGAACUACUGACACAGACAGGAAGCUGCUCUUACAACAAAGAGAAAACAGUUAAGUACAUCAAGCAGAAGAUCAAGAGGAAUCGCUCUCCAGAGAGAUCCAUCAAUCUGUUUCACUGUCUGAAUGAACUGGGAGAUGAUUCACUGAUGCAGGAGAUCCAAGAUUAUCUGAAAUCUGGAAAAAUAAAAGAAACUAAACUCUCAUCUUCACAGUGGUCAGCUCUGGUUUAUGUGUUGCUGACAUCAGAGCAGAAGAUGGAUGAGUUUAAUCUGAAACAGUUUAUUGGAGAACAAAAUACAGCAGAUGAAGUUCUUCAGAAGCUUCUGCCUGUGGUCAAAGAAUCCAGAUCAGUUCAUUUGAGGGAUUGUGGUGUCACAGAAGAAGGUUUUAUUGCUCUGGCUUCAGCUCUGAGAUCAAACCCUGAACACCUGAAAGAACUGGAUCUGUCUGGAAAUAAACUAGGAGCAUUAGGAGGGAAUAUGCUUUCUGAUCUACUGAAUGAUCCUGACUGUAAACUGGAAAAACUGAAGUUGAGGGACUGUGGUGUGACAUAUAAAGGUUGUGCUGCUGUGGCUUCAGCUUUGAGAUCAAACCCCUCACACCUGACAGAACUUGAUCUGUCUGGAAAUAAACUAAGAUCAUCAACGAUGAAUCUGCUCUCUGAUCUGCUGAAGGAUCUUCAUUGUAAACUGAAAAUACUGGGGUUGAGGGACUGUGGUGUGACAUAUGAUGGUUGUGCUGCUCUGGCUUCAGCUCUGAGAUCAAACCCUUCACACCUGACAGAACUGUAUCUGACUGGAAAUAAACUAAGAGUCUCAGAUGUGAAGCUGCUCUCUGAUAUGAAAGAUGACCCAAAUUAUGGACUUCAGAUGCUUCUGUUUUAGAUGUUAGUCUGAUCUUCUCUGGAUCAGCUGAUGGUGAAUAAAGAGACACUACAG
Molecule: messenger RNA, 2827 nt
Organism: Carassius auratus (goldfish)
Lineage: Eukaryota; Metazoa; Chordata; Actinopteri; Cypriniformes; Cyprinidae
Product: NLR family CARD domain-containing protein 3-like
Exons: 9
Coding region: 194-2773 (859 amino acids)
Molecular function (GO): protein binding
Source: RefSeq, a predicted model, not a curated record